AUGGAUCAUCACAACAACCCUCAGAGUCACAUAGACGACGCUCUAUUAGACGUUCUCGCCUCUGCGUUCAUCGAUUUUGAUCAGGACGGGCUACCCAUCAAUUCCUUAAGUACUCAACAACAAUCUAAUAUGUUGAAUACCACUGACCACGCAAAUUCCUCAAAUCCCUUGACCAACCCACCACAGUUUCCGAAUCAAGGAUUCCAAUCUUCAAGUAAUCUUGCUACAUCUAUUCCAGAUAUCACCUAUACUCACCAGGAACUCGAAAAUCUCGAUUUUGGCUUCCCGGAUUUCGGAGAAGCUCAUCCAAAUCUUAGUAACUCAUACACAUCUCAGCCAAGCUCUUGGUCCCAAGGUAGAACAUAUUCUCAAGCAGAUAUCCAAGUCCUCGGUUCACAAGCCUCAAGCUCUGGAGGGAUUUCAAAUCAACCUUCAAUGAGUGGACCUGCUCAGCAAAGCUCUCGAAUGCCUCCAGUCCCUGAGAUGGCUCGAUCUUUUUCGUCCAACCAAGGAACCGGGUUCCCCACAGAUACUCAAUUCGUCAACAAUCCGCUCCAAUUCAACUCCCAAACAUACGGUUCACAAGCCUCAACAUCCAGGAUUCCCUCCAAUGAGCCUUUAGUAGGUAACUCUGGCCAAAAUCUUCACGGUGUUGGAUCAAAUACUAACCAAUCCAACCUCAACCUACCUGUCCCAAGUGAGUUACGUGGUACAACUCCUCUUCUUGGUACAUCCGUUCCAACCUCAAUUCAUGAUGCUUUAAGACAGGCUGUUGAAGGAUACCUCACAGAAAAGCGUGCAGUGGAAGUCAAAAUCUCUCGAACUCUUUUCGAUAUCAUCAAAACAUAUGGAGCCGGUCCAGAUGUCAUAGAACAAAUUCUCAAUGAUCUUCGAAAGCUUCUGACUGAUGAUAAUCCAAAUCAAUUCAAAUUUACCAAUCCAACUGAAAAACCCUCGACUGAAGAAAAUUCCAAAUCAAACAAAAAGAGAAAAGUAAACUCAAUAAGAGAAUCGUCAAUCACCGAAAGUCAAACUUCAGAAAGUGAUCCUCACAGACCAACAAGAGCCAAGAGAACUGGAAUCAAGAAUCCCAUCGUUGGCGGAAAGGCAAAGUUAGGUAGACCACACAAAGACUAUACUGCUGCUCAAAGGGCUAAGAUAGAGCAAGCCAAGGCGGAAAAAGAGGCAGGUGCUUCUGAAACUCAUCAUCCUCAAGCUGGUCCUUCAAAUUCUGUUCAAACUGAUAACUAA
Molecule: messenger RNA, 1251 nt
Organism: Melampsora larici-populina 98AG31
Lineage: Eukaryota; Fungi; Basidiomycota; Pucciniomycetes; Pucciniales; Melampsoraceae
Exons: 1
Coding region: 1-1251 (416 amino acids)
Source: RefSeq, a predicted model, not a curated record